Thermothielavioides terrestris NRRL 8126 is the source of this 2434-nucleotide messenger RNA. RefSeq lists its product as uncharacterized. Lineage: Eukaryota; Fungi; Ascomycota; Sordariomycetes; Sordariales; Chaetomiaceae. The transcript is spliced from 5 exons. Gene Ontology annotation, cellular component: fungal-type vacuole; plasma membrane. Gene Ontology annotation, molecular function: borate efflux transmembrane transporter activity; solute:inorganic anion antiporter activity. The record is from RefSeq and is a predicted model, not a curated record. Gene Ontology annotation, biological process: monoatomic ion homeostasis; borate transport; transmembrane transport. The coding region runs from base 98 to 2200 and encodes 700 amino acids.
ACACUGAACGCCGAACACCGAACGCUGCGGAAGAGAGCCGACCUUCAUCUAAUCCAUCUCCAUCCCGCUCCGCCGAACAAUCCACCCCCACCCCGCCAUGGCCUCCAGCGCAGAGAAGUUCACCGGUUCCGGGUCCGGCUCCGGCCCCGGCCCCGGCCACGACGACGAUCACGGACAAGGAGACGGCCUGUUCCUCCCAAUGGCAAACGAUCCCCACCAGCGCCGACGGGACGGCUCCGGAUCGCGCGUCAAAAGGGGCAUUCGCAUCCGCGGCUGGCCUCGGCCCCAUCGGUCCGGCCUGUUCCACCACCAAGCCAGCUCCGCCCCCGGGCCGGGCCCGGCGCCGGGAGGACAACCCCGAGCUCCGCUCAGACCCGACCCCUGGUGGAAAAUCCACCUCUUCCGCGGCAUGGUGAACGACGUCCGCAAGAGGGCGCCCUACUACCUGAGCGACUGGCGCGACGCGUGGAACUACCGCGUCGUGCCCGCGACGGUGUACAUGUUUUUUGCCAACAUCCUGCCUGCGCUGGCCUUCUCGCUCGACAUGUUCAACAAGACCGACAUGCACUACGGCGUCAACGAGGUGCUGCUUGCCUCCGUCCUCGGCGCCGUCGUGUUCUCUGUGCUCGCCUGUCAGCCGCUGGUCAUCGUGGGCGUGACGGGGCCGAUUACCGUGUUCAACUAUACGGUGUACGACAUCAUGGUGCCGACGGGCACCAACUAUCUCGCGUUCAUGUGCUGGGUCGGAUUAUGGGCCCUCGUGUUCCACUGGAUGCUCGCCGUCACCAACUCGUGCAACUGGCUGCGCUACGUGACUCGCUUUCCCUGCGACACGUUCGGCUUCUACGUUGCCUUCAUCUAUCUCCAGAAGGGCAUCCAGAUCCUGCAGACCCUGGGCGACGAGGAACCCUUCUACCUGUCCGUCGUCGUCGCUCUGCUCGUCUUCGCCAUUGCCUACAUCUGCGGCCAGCUUGGCCGGAGCAGCCUCUUUCGGCAUCCCGUGCGCGUUUUCCUCAAGGAUUACGGCACGCCCCUGACCGUGGUCUUCUUCACCGGGUUCGUCCAUAUGGGAAAGAUGAGGCAGAUCUCCCUCGAGACGCUUCCGACGGGCGCGGCGUUCAUGCCCACCGUGGCAGAAAGGGGUUGGUUCGUCCACUUCUGGGACAUUCCCUUGGGCGACGUGUUCAUCGCGAUACCGUUUGCCCUCUUGCUGACCGUCCUCUUCUGGUUCGAUCACAACGUAUCCUCCCUCAUCGCUCAAGGCACCGAGUUCCCCCUGAAGAAACCCGCCGGCUUCCACUGGGACCUCUUCCUCCUCGGCCUGACCACCGGCAUCGCCGGCCUCUUGGGCCUGCCCUUCCCCAAUGGCCUGAUCCCCCAAGCCCCAUUCCACACAGAGUCCCUCUGCGUCACCGAGGCGGUCCCCUCUACGGCCCCCACUUCCGAUGACUCCGACAACAACGACAACGCCAACAACGCCAGCGACAACGGCAAACGCGCCUUCACCCUCCGCGCCGCCUACGUCGUCGAGCAGCGCGUGUCCAACCUCGCGCAGGGCCUCCUGACCCUCGUCGCCAUGACCGGGCCCCUGCUCACCGUGCUGCACCUCGUCCCGCAGGGCGUGCUGGCCGGCCUGUUCUUCAUCAUGGGCUUCCAGGCCCUCGAGGGCAACGGCAUCACCGCCAAGCUGCUCUUCCUGCUCCGCGACGCCUCCCUCACUCCGCCCAACCACCCGCUCCGCCGGAGGGAGCUCGUCCGCCGCCGCGCCGUGUGGCUGUUCGUCCUGGCCGAGCUGGUCGGGUUCAGCGCCACCUUCGCCAUCACGCAGACCGUCGCCGCCGUCGGCUUCCCCGUCGUCAUCCUGCUGCUGAUUCCCGUCAGGGCCGUGCUGCUGCCCAGGUGGCUCGCGCCGGAGGAGUUGGCGGUGCUAGAUGAGCCGACCGCGAGCCCGUUCACGAUGGAGAGCGUCGGCGGGACGUUCGGUGGCGGCAGCGGCCGGGAUGUAGUUCUGAACGCGCCGGAGGGGGAGUCGGGCGAGGAGACGGAGCGGUCGAGGAAGAAAGAGGGAUCUGGCGCUGCCGGUCGCGGAGCGUUGUUGACGGCCGGGAGGAGCGACGAAGAGCUUGCGGAGCUUGGGGAGAGUCGAUCGGGUGCUGUGAGGAGGAGGUUGAGUACUCUCCAUCGUGAGGGUAGUGCGUAGAACCGGUCGUGGCAUGGGCCGUGACGGUCUUCGUUCGUUUCCGGUCGUUGUCUGGGGUUUCUUGUGUGUCGUUAAGUGAGCGUGAGUGAGAGAGUCUGGAUGACGUCGGCGCCGAAUACACGGGGGUUGGAUACGAGAACUAAUAAGACCGGGGGGAUAUCAUCAUUGCUGAAGGCUCGUCUUUUGUGUUGGUCGUCGAGUUGGCAGCCAACGGAGCGUUGUGAUGCCCUACAU